This is a messenger RNA of Exophiala spinifera, 1689 nucleotides long. RefSeq lists its product as uncharacterized. The transcript is spliced from 6 exons. The record is from RefSeq and is a predicted model, not a curated record. Lineage: Eukaryota; Fungi; Ascomycota; Eurotiomycetes; Chaetothyriales; Herpotrichiellaceae. Bases 1 to 1689 code for a protein of 562 amino acids.
AUGGCUCCAAGUUGGGAAGAACGUGCUUCAAAGAAGAGAGAAUCGAUCCUGGCUUCCAUUCCCUCAGAAUGGCGACUGCCACAACCCCUUCCGUCUCCCGAGGCCCAGAAGGCCGUCGCCGGGUCUUAUGUUCAACAGUUUUUGUCCGCCCGAGAGAUCGAGAUCACUGAAAGCGACGCGGUAACAAUCACAGAGAAUACAACGGCUGGUAGAUGGAAGGCAACAGAAGUCGUGACGGCUUUUUGCCACAGAGCAGCUCUCGCACACCAACUAACAAACUGCCUUCACGAGAUCUUCUUCGAUCAGGCGAUCGAACAUGCUAAACAGCUUGAUGCAACAUUUGCGGCCUCAAACGGCCCCAUCGGUCCUCUACACGGCCUUCCGGUCAGCUUCAAGGAUCAGUUCCAUAUCAAGGGCGUCGAGACGACCAUGGGAUAUGUUGGCUGGAUUGAUACGUUCGAAGGCGUCACAGGAACCGGAAAAGAGAAGGAGGUCGAUAGCGAAUUGGUACGAGAAGUCAAAGCACUGGGAGCUGUGCCAUUCUGCAAAACGAGUUUGCCACACACUGUGAUGAGUGGAAUUACCUGGAAUAACAUUGUAGGCUUCACAUUGAACCCACACAACCGUCUUCUGAGCUGCGGGGGUAGCUCCGGAGGUGAAGGAGCUCUCAUUGGCAUGCGUGGGAGCCCAAUUGGAUUUGGGACGGACAUUGGUGGGAGUAUAAGAAUUCCAUCGGCCUUCAAUGGGCUGUACGGUAUCAGACCAUCAUUUGGUCGUUUCCCGUACGCAGGUGUGGCCAAUAGUAUGCCUGGCCAAAACACAAUUCCCUCCGUUUGUGGACCACUGGCCACCUCUCUCGGAAGUUUGAAGUUGAUGGUUCAAGCUGUAUUGAGUCAGAAACCAUGGCUUCACGAUCCUGCAGUUGUCGAGUUACCUUGGAGGGAUGAGCUUUACAUGCCACAGCCUGCAGAUGGCAGCAAGCUGACAUUUGGAAUCUUCCCUACCGAUGGGUUUACGAAUCCUCAGCCACCAAUUAGGCGUGCGUUGGAGAUGGUGCAAGAAGUCAUUAUUGCAAUGGGCCACGAGGUGGUGGAAUGGCAACCUCCGUCGCACCAAGAGGCAACACAACUCGCUCUUGAGGUAUUCACUGCUGACGCUGGAAUUGACAUCUGGCAUCACAUCGGGCUUUCCGGUGAACCUCUCGCAAAGAGCAUUGCGCAGUUUUACGGAAAGGAGCCCGGUACGCCGAAGACGGUUGACAAAAUGUGGGAUUUUAAUCUGCGUCUUCGACAAUAUCAGAAGAAGUACACGGACUACUGGACAAGCACGGCUACAAUGACAAAGUCUGGUAGGCCUGUUGACGCCAUUCUGACCCCAGUGACCCCUAUGCCGGCAUAUCGAUUUGACGGAUCAGUUCCGAUUGGAUACACCCCUUGGGUGAACGCGCUCGACUAUACUUCAGCCGUGUUCCCCGUGACCAAAGUCGACAAAAAUAUUGACACUUUCGACGACAAGUAUCAGCCAUUGAACGAAGCAGACAAGAAGGUGUGGGAAGAGUAUGACCCUGAGCUUGCACACGGCACGCCUGUUGGCCUGCAACUCGUGGGGCGGAGGCUCCAAGAAGAGAAGAUUCUGGGAUUGGUGGAGUUGAUCUCGACAUCGCUAGCCACCAAAGAGAAGACCGUGUAG